UGAAAAAGUAUUUGGAAGGUGAACAACCCCUUUAACCCAAGUGUGGGCUGCCCAUGUACAGCAGUAGGGGUCGCUGAAAAUGCAAACUGUAUAUAUUACACUUUCCCAAAGGAAAGACGGGGUUGCUGAUGGUGCCCCAACUUAUUGAGGCUACAUACUGUACCUGGAAUAAUCCACGCAAGUGUUUAGUGAAGGGGACGGUGCCAGGGGAAGGGCAGAGACUUCCAUAACAUAGGGAAAUGCUACAGUUGCACACAACAAAGGCAAAGAGGAAACAACUCGCUGAUUUGUGCUCCUAUUAUUGUUCUACAAAUUGCAACAGAAGUUUCCUUUCUCCUGUCAUUGCAUCAUUAUAGAGGAAAGAAACCAGAGAAGCUGCUUCCUCAUUGGCAGGGAGUCUUAUGGCUCCGCCCCCAGUCAUGCAUUUAUUCAGGUGUUGGCAAGUGCAGCCUCAGCAUCUCUCUGACAAGUCUCAGCAGCAUCGCCGGCUCCCAGCAACCAUGAGGCAGAGCAGCAGCCGGCACCCAGUAGAAGUGCAAGGGAUCGCACUCAUGCACCAUGGCAACCACAAGACGUACAUGUUCUCUGUGCUUUGGUCGGACCACAACAAGGUGCUCAUUUACAGAACCGUCGAAGAGUUUAAAAAAUUCCAGAAAGAGCUGAAGAGGAAAUUCCCAUUAGAAGCCGGAGCAAUGAAAAAAUCAGAAAGGACAAUCCCCAAGCUUAAAGAUGCUUUACAUGGCAGCUCCAAGAAAAAGGACUCCAGAAAGUACUUAGAGAGACUGCGACAGCUGGAAACCUACUGCCGGGCGUUGCUAAAGCUUGACGGCAAGAUCUCGCAGUGCCCCCUCGUGGUGCAGUUUUUUACCCUGCACAAUAAUGACUUGAAUCCAUCUUUCCCAGAAAACAGUCUGGUGAUAAUGCCUUCAGACAGCAAGGAAGAGAAGAGCAUCUGCCCGAGUCAGAAUUUUAAUGUCUCCGGACCCCUCGUCUCCUUGACUUAUCGCUGCACUGCUGACUUUGAAACGGUUGACCUGAAAAAUAAGCCAUUCACUGCAAAGCAACAUGAGUUGCUGGAUGUGUUAGUGAAAGAGAGCACAGGGUGGUGGCUGGUUGAGAAUGAAGAUCGGCAAAUUGCUUGGUUUCCAGCACCUUACUUGAAAGCCCACAGAAAUACUGAAGAUGUCUGCGGAAACCAAGAAUGUCAAGAUCAAGGAACCUUCUGUGUUGUACUGAAAGCCUAUGAGGCCCAGAACUCUGAUGAAAUGCCCGUUAGUAUUGGCGUCAUUGUGGAAGUUUUGGAAAAAUCUGACAAUGGCUGGUGGCUGAUCAGGUACAACAAGAGGUCAGGAUAUAUCCCAUCCAUCUACCUAAAGCCAUACAGAAAUCCUUGUGAGAAGUUCCAGAACAUUCUUGGCCGAGACAUGUACAUUUCUACUCCAAAUCUCUAUGAAAGGCAAUAUGAAAUCAAGAAGGAGGAUAGAGACCGGUCUCAGUCUGUCGGCGACGCAUCAGUCACAUCCAAUAACAGGUCUUCCGUGGCUUCCGAUCUGGAUAGUUCAAGUUCACCCUCAGUCUCGGACGGGGAGUCAUCAGCAGAUGGCUCUAACACCUCUCUGUCAGCCAUUGAGCCAGCUUUUUGUGCUCCUAAAAUUCCCGCAAGGCCAAAAGCAAAUGAAAUUUUCCAGAAUUGUAGCACCGUGACCAAACGCACUGUGCAAAAAAUUCUUGUGAGAACACAUCUCACUGAGGUUCUGGUGGAGAUUCAACUGGCAAGGGGCAAAUAAUUGUCUGUCUGACUAUAGAUCAUCUUGGCAAUAGAAUUUUGCUGAAGUGAAAUCGAUUGAGGAUCUCUGCGGUAAAUGCAAGGUCUAUUUAAUGCCCAUUGUUGGCAUGAAUCUAAGAAGCGGUAAAGCUUUAAAUGUAGUAGAAUUUUCUCUACCCUGAUGAUUACACCUGGCCAAUAACAGUGAUAUGACGUGGGGUUUCUAAAGGGCAUUAUAAUUAUGUAUCUAUAUAUAUUUAGUAGCAACCCACACACACACACACACUCUUGGGCCAGCAAUAUCAGAAAGGCUUUGGCCUUCUGGAGACAAUGGUGGUUGGUUUUGUGCCCAUCAAGAUAAGGAAAAACAUAAGGCAGAUGGAUGCCUAGAGUACCAUGGUAGGUUGGAGAGAAGAAAUAGUACUAUUUUAGGAACAGUUCUUCAUGACCCCAGGGAUAGGUAACUAGCUCCAUUGCAAAAUUACAACCAGUAACCAUAAAACAACUGGAAGGUGGUAUUUUUCACAUUUGUCUAAUGUCUGCCUGUCUCAUUUGGUGGUGCCCCUUACUAUGAGUAAUAGAAGAAAUCUAAAUGGGGUAGACUGUAUAGCUGGUGUUGCUUUGGGUGGCCGGGUCUUUCUACUGAUGACUAUGUACUUUGUAUCAAGGUAUUAUUAUUAUUAUUAUUUUUUAUAUAUACUGUAUAUUUUUUUUAAAUAUAUUCACAUUUAAGCACAUAUAUCUAACAAAUGCAUUAUUUUAUAUACCAGUGGCAUAAUUAAGCAAAUGGUAAUAAAAAAUUAUAGAAUCACUAAAGCCUAAGCCAUCAGCCCAGUAAGGAGAAAUCUGAUUGGCUGUGUGCAGUAUAAUUAUAAGCACCAAUAAAAUGGCAAGUGUAUGGUUUUUAGUAACAAUACAAUUAUUUAAUAGCUUUCAUUAAG
Molecule: messenger RNA, 2706 nt
Organism: Xenopus laevis (African clawed frog)
Lineage: Eukaryota; Metazoa; Chordata; Amphibia; Anura; Pipidae
Gene: noxo1.2.S
Product: NADPH oxidase organizer 1 S homeolog
Source: RefSeq, a predicted model, not a curated record